This is a messenger RNA of Scheffersomyces amazonensis, 2516 nucleotides long. Its product is annotated as pseudouridine-5'-phosphate glycosidase family protein. Bases 104 to 2425 code for a protein of 773 amino acids. The transcript is spliced from 2 exons. NCBI's taxonomy places the organism in Eukaryota, Fungi, Ascomycota, Pichiomycetes, Serinales, Debaryomycetaceae. The record is from RefSeq and is a predicted model, not a curated record. Gene Ontology annotation, molecular function: pseudouridylate synthase activity.
AGAAUGGUCCACUACGAUUUUUUAAGUCGCAAGUGAAAAAUUAUUUCAUAGUUAAUCUCGGAGUUUGCGUUUUACCCCAUAUUUUUCAACAACUUUAAGUAGCAUGAGUAAACUAAUUGUUAGAAGGUUUUUGUUUAGUAGGAGUAAAUCUCCACUUGUAGUAUCAGAAGAGAUCCAGCAUGCUUUGAGUACCAAAUCUGCUCCUGUAAUAUCAUUGGAAUCAACUAUCAUUACUCAUGGGAUGGCAUUCCCAGCCAACUUAGAAAUGGCAUUGAAAGUGGAAGAAACCGUGAGAAAGAAUGGUGGAAUUCCUGCCACGGUGGGAUUUAUUGAAGGCAAACCUAAUGUCGGACUUUCGAAACAUCAGUUGACAGAAUUAGCUGAGAAAGCUCGAGAAAAGGGUAUAGUAAAUAAAGUUUCUCGUCGAGAUAUUGGUUAUACAAUGGCUAGAAAAUUAUAUGGUGGAACUACAAUUGCUCUGACUAUGAUUCUUUCUCAUAUGGCAGGAAUCAAAGUGUUUGCAACUGGUGGUUUAGGAGGAGUACAUUAUGAUGCUCAACGUACAUUUGAUAUCUCUGCUGAUUUAACUGAAUUAGGAAGAACUCCGGUAGCAGUUGUAUGUUCUGGACCAAAAUCUAUAUUAGAUAUUGGUCUUACUAUAGAGUAUUUAGAGACUCAAGGUGUAUUUGUAUCAACUUAUAAUGAUGAUAAUAGAAGUAAAGUUGAAAUUCCUGGCUUUUAUGCUCGAGAAUCGGGAGUAGCUUCACCAAAUCAGUUUAGUUCCUUUGAAGACAUCGCAUUGACUUUACAUAAUCAUAAUGAAAUAAUGCAAUUAAAGUCAGGAAGUGUUAUUUGUGUUCCUGUUCCAAAACCAUAUGCCAUGUCUUCAUCAUUCAUUAAUGGACUUGUACAGGAAGCAAUUCAAGAUGCAAAUCAAGUUGGAAUACUGGGCAAAGAGUUGACUCCAUACUUAUUAAAAAGAAUAUCAACUGCCACCAAAGGAAAAUCGGUCGAAAGUAAUAUAGAGCUCGUACUUAAUAAUGCUAAAAUAGCAACUAAUAUUGGUAAAGAGUUAUUAUCGAUUGAACGAGGGAUCUCUAAUUCUUCCAAGGAAGUAUUCCAACCCCCAGUAACACAACAUGCUAUAGCUUCAUCAACAAAAGAGAUAUUGGUAGAUUCUAAAGAAGAGGGGGGAGUCGCUGUGGCUGUUAUAGGAUCAGUAGCUUACGACACUAUCUCUAAACUCAACCCUCAAGUUAGAAUGAAAGAUUCUAAUAUUGGAUCCAUAAGAGGGUCAAUAGGUGGAGUUGGAUUCAAUGUUAAUUUAGCUUGCACAUAUGUGUCGGCAAAUACUAAUAUUUCAUCUAGAUUUAUCUCAGUUGUAGGGCAAGAUUUGCCAGGUGUAACUAUAUUAAAUGAACUUAAACAAAAGGGCAUUAAUUCGUCAAGUAUUAAAAUCAUUAAAGACAAUAACAUUGCCACUGCACAAUACAAUGCUGCUCAUAAUGAAUCUGGUGAAUUAAUUGUUGCUUGUGCUGAUAUGAGUAUUAUUGAACAAGACUUUUCAAAUCAUAUCAUUGAGGAGUUAAAUAAACUCAAUCCAAAAGUUAUUGUUUUCGACUCAAAUUUACAACCAAGUAUAAUAGACAAAGUUUUACAUAUGGUUAGAAGAGAUAAAAGUAGAAAUGUCUCUGUAAUUAUAGAACCUACAUCAUACGCAAAAGCAGGUAGAAUUGCCCAUAUCAGUCACGGAGUAUUUCCCCAUAAUGUCAUUAAUCUAAUAACUCCUACUACUAACGAAAUUGAGGCUAUACAUGCCUCAUUUGCCGAUAAUAAUUAUUUCGAUGAUUUUGAUAAUUGGUUUCCCUUACUUGAUUCAUUAGGAAUAAAUUCAGAUUUCAGAGAGAAAUUAAAUGCGAUAUCUAGAAAGCAAGAAUAUACUGUAUUAGCAGAUAUGAUUGCACAAGGUACAUUACAAAGAAGUUUCCAAAUUUUACCAUAUGUUCAAAAUAUGUUGAUUAAAUUAGGAGAUAGAGGAGUAAUAUUCCUUAGUAUUUCGGAAUCCAUAGAUGAUUAUAAAUCUAUUCCUACAACAUCACCAUACAAACCGAAAUUUACUUUAACUUCAAGAGGAACGAAAAUUAGCGAUUCUAAGAGGAUGGGAGCAGUUCUACAAUACUUCCCUAUACCUAAAGAAAAUGAGAAUUUAGACAUUAAAAAUGUUACUGGUGCGGGUGAUUCCUUAUUAGGUACAUUGAUUGCUAAAUUAGGAACCACUAUAGAGCAAAACAAUUGGCUAAAACCAAGUAUCUCUAGUAUUGAGCAAGAAUGGGAUAAAUGGGAAGCUAUUUACAAGGCACAAUUAUCCAGUGGAUUAACUUUGACCAGUGAGUCUUCGGUCAGUAAAGAAAUUAGAAACUUAUAGAUACAAUGCAACAAGUUUUAUAUUGUGAUAUUAUUCAAUUAAUUAAACUGUAGAUUUCGUAGCAACAAUAUACAUAUUAAGACAUACAAAU